AUGUCAAAGGUUCCUUAUAUGCAAGCAAUUGGAUAUUUGUUGUACGCAGCACAUUUGUCACGCCCAGACAUCUCAUAUGAAGUAAAUAUAUUAAGUCGAUUCAGCACUAAUUCAGGGAGAGCUCACUGGGAAGCAGUGAAGCAUGUCAUGCGAUACUUAAAAGGCACGGCAACUGUAGGUCUCGAAUAUAAAUUUGAUGUGGAGAGUUCAGUUGUUGGAUACUGUGAUGCUGACUGGGCUGGAAAUAUAGACGACCGCCAAUCGACCACUGGAUAUAUAUUCAUGUGCCAAUCUGCUGCAAUAUCUUGGUCAACAAAGAAACAAAAAACAGUAGCUCCGUCAUCUACCGAGGCGGAGUUCAUGUCUCUAACAGCUGCUAUACAAGAGUCAGUCUGGCUGAAAAGACUUGAAAGGAAAUAA
This is a messenger RNA of Stomoxys calcitrans (stable fly), 420 nucleotides long. RefSeq lists its product as uncharacterized. Lineage: Eukaryota; Metazoa; Arthropoda; Insecta; Diptera; Muscidae. The record is from RefSeq and is a predicted model, not a curated record. The coding region runs from base 1 to 420 and encodes 139 amino acids. The transcript has a single exon.